Molecule: messenger RNA, 3764 nt
Organism: Caenorhabditis auriculariae
Lineage: Eukaryota; Metazoa; Nematoda; Chromadorea; Rhabditida; Rhabditidae
Source: the annotation of a GenBank genome assembly
AUGGUUCAAGUAGCUCUCGUAUGUUGAUUUUCGAUGAAUUGAAGAAGCAAUCGUUUAAAAAAAAGAGGUUAAAUAGUAUAAACUUUCACUCUGAUACUCCAAAUAGAGAUUUUGAAGCGCAAAGUCCGCAAAACUGGGUAGGACCACUAAAGUUUAUAACUUUUGAAAAUCAGACCCACCCCUGUAAAAAAAAAACUAAUACGGAUCUACCGAAAGUGGAGAAAAAUGGGAAAUCCCAUUAAAAAAAUCGUAUAAUUCAUCAAUUCAAACUGAGAAAUCUUUGGAAAACUUUUUUUGUAUUUUAUCAGACUACAAACGCGGGAAGCGGCCGACAAAGACCUUCGGAGAAUCCGAAAAUGGGCUACUUUGUCUACGUACUUUCCUUCGCCGCAGUCAUCGGUUCAUCUCGAUCUCGAUGUCUUUCCACGUAUUCUCCGAUUUUCAGGAGGGUUCCUUUUCGGCUACGACACGAGCGUCGUCUCGGCGACGAUGCUUUAUGUGCCGCAGAGCCCAGGGCUCAAGCCGAUGAAUUCCGUUUGGCAAGAAGUUAUCGUCAGCAUCACGCCUGGUGUGUAGCUAUUUAUUGAGAAACAGAACAAAUUCAAAUGAGAAGUCCUUUGUCCAGAAUAUUCUCAAAAGUUCUUUUCUGUUACUUCUGAUCGAAUAAUUUCACGUUUAGAAAUUCAAAUUUGGAAUCAAAUUCCACCAUUAUUUGUGUUACAUAAUCUUUCUAAAAAAAAAGAAAAUCAAAAAAAAAUAGUCUCAUUGAAAAGGUAACUAAGCCCUGAAAAAAAGAAGACGAAAGUCGUCUCGCAACUUCCAAAAGUGUUCUUUUUCGCAUAAAAAUGAGAUGCUCUCUCGAUUGUUUGCGGUAGCAUCUUGUAAUGCAAAGCCUUAUCGUCGACGGCAUGUUUCUGCGUGGUGCGUAAUCGGCUGCCACAUACAACCGAGUGGCACCUCAGAGAAUCAGACAUCACGUGGUUCUUUUCGGAACGCCGACAAUACGUAUUGUCGAAGAGGAUUCGUCACCAGUGACGUUUCUUUGUCGUUUCCCCUAACAGAAUUGCAGUAGAGAGAAAAAGUAAAGUAUUGGUGGGAAAACGAGAUUUCCGGAAAAAAAAAGGUCGAGUACAGGAAUGGCGGCGAUUGGAGCGUUAAUGUCUGGAAAGGGAUCCGAUUACCUCGGAAGACGCAAAAUUAUCAUUGGAGCUUCGGUAAUCUUCACGGCCGGAGCAGUCGUUUGUGCCGCGGCUUGGAACAAAAUAGUGCUUCUGAUCGGUCGGAUCCUCUUAGGGGUCGCCAUCGGUUCGAAUCCCCAAGGUCUACCAGAAUGAGAGAUUCGUGCAGGAUUCGCCUCGAUGAUUGUGCCUGUCUACGUCGGCGAAGCUUCGCCGUCGCACAUCCGCGGAUUCUUGAUUUCUUGCUUCCAGCUGAUGAUAACUGGUGGCCAAGUCAUUGCCAACGUCGUUGGAGGCAUUUUCAGCUACGUUGAUCCCGAGCAAGUUGGUUGGAGGUGAUUAAUCGACCAAGAAUCGCGUUUGAACGUAUCGUUUCAGACUCAUGUUUGCCUUUGCAGCCGUCCCAGCAAUUAUUCAAUUUGUUUGUUUUCUUUUUCUACCAGAAAGCCCACGCUGGCUUUUUGAGCAUGGGAAAACGAAAGAAGCCCAAGAGGUAUUUCUGAAAGAUCUUUCGAAUAAAUCUCUUUGUCAAGGUUCUUUCAAAAAUUUACGCAGGCGAUCAAGAGUGGAUCGAGUAUGAGCUUGAAGAGAUAAAAGCUUCUUUCGAGGCAGAGAAAAGAUCAAAGGAAGAACAAGGUACGUGGCGAUGGGAACCUCUAGUUGAUAUCCCGAGAAAAGGUGACGGAGCAACGAUCUCCAGAAUACUCAAGACUGCGCAUGUUCGCAAAGCUCUCUUCAUCGGAAGUAUGUUGCAGGCGUUCCAACAGCUUUCUGGGAUCAACACUGUCAUGUCAGGCUUCCUCAUAAGUUUCAGUUGGAGAAACAAGAUUCAGGUAUUACACGGGGAACAUUAUUCGAUCAGCUGGAGUAAAGAACAAGCACACUACCAUUUGGAUUUCUGUGGGAACUUCCGGUUGAUUAUUUCUUGUCAUAUCAUCAAUACUCUUGAUUCUGAUACAGCCAUCAAUUGCUUUGGAACGUUCAUUCCGAUAGCAUUGAUCGAAAGGGCGGGAAGACGAGUCAUAUUUCUGUGCUCUUUGAUCGGAGUCAUUCUCUCCCUGAUUGCAAUGGGGGUCUCCUUCUUGCUCAUAAAUAAGGUGAAUCUAAGAAAAGCAUUUGGGAACGGGAAAGUCAUUCAGGAUGCGAUGAAAACAUACGCUGACGCAGAAUAUUCAAGUAUGAUCAAUUACAACACAACGUUCCCACACGCAGAUCAUUGCCGCAAAUUUUCGUAGGUUUUUGACUUUAAGGGAGAAAAAUAGAAACUUCAGAAAUUGCGACUCUUGUGUCACCGAUGACAACUGCGGUUUUUGCCAAUCAAAAACUGAAAAAAAAGGUUUUCGAAAAGUCGAAAGGACAGAUAAAUUCUGAUAUUUUCAAGGAUACUGCCUCCCCUUCCCCACAGACGACUCUGACAAGUACUCCAGUACGGGAAUCUGCGCUUCUGACAAUUUCACAAACAAUGGUUGUAUCAUCACAAUGAGCGGUAAUAAUUAUCGUUCUAGGGAGGCUGUAUGAAUGGGAAGACACGUACUGCCAUACUGCGUAUACAGUGCUCCCGAUCAUCAUUAUGGUCGUUUACUUGUUGACCUUCUCCUCGGGUAUCAAUUUUUGAUCUUUUUCAACCAAGAGCUCCGAAUGGGUUCAUAACCAUCGAGAACCUUUAUUAUUUCAAGUUGAAAAAUCCUUUCCUUUCACAAAUGUUCUCUAAAAUUGUCCUCAAGCGAUCAAUUUUUCAACUAAUUUUGAUAUGAAAACAAAUAGAGGCAAAUAAUUGAGCAUGGCUGGACACGUUACUCCAUGAUUAUUAAUCAGACUAGAUCAGAGUAAAGGGUAAUUGACGAAUUGCGGUACGGCUGCGGCGAGUACAGCCCGGUUGAGAUUAUAAGUCCAGGAAAUGGUGGAUUUACAAGAAAGCUGAGUUAAAAAAUGACUUAAUAUAGUCUGAUCCAGCUUAGAAUUAGGCGAGAAACUCACAUUAUUGUAAGAGUUUAGAUAAAAGUAGUCUUGAACCCCAUAACAUGGUAUGAGGUAAACAAAUUAUCGAAAUAAACCACAAAAAUAUUUGUGAUCAAAUCGGUGCAAAAUGUAGUAGAAGAAUAUCGAAAUUUUCUGGCUUUUAUCUAAGGAUUUGGUCCGAUGCCGUGGGUACUCAACGCCGAGUUCUAUCCGUUGUGGGCCCGAAGCACGUGUGUUUCGAUCUCAACCGCGACAAAUUGGAUAUUCAAUCUUAUAAUUUCACUUACUUUCCUUUCGUUGAGUCAGGUAGCCACCAAAUACGGUUAGUUUCCCAGUCGGAGUCAGUUUUUCUGUGAAUUUGUUUUGAACUUUGCAGGAACGUUCUUCAUAUACGGCGGAUGCACCUUUUUGGCUCUAAUUUUUGUCUAUUUCUUCGUUCCUGAGACCAAAGGCUACUCCAUUGACGAAGUUGUUCGAAUCCUAUAAAAAUUCGGACCGAUGUGUUUUCAGGUCGAAAUCCUCUUCAUGAAAGGUUCUGAGCGAGAAGAAGCGCGCGACAAGCUGGAAAGGAGAGCUACGGAAUUAUCUGUCAAUGACCUGUGUUCGAGAGAAACUGAAAAAUUCUGA